AUUAAUUGUUUACUGUUACACAAGUCACAGUAAAGGAAGUUAAAUGAAACUGGUUUAUAUACCAAUACAUUGCCUCAUUGCCUCUAUAACUUCCCCUGACUGACCUCGGACUGGCGCUUUAAGUAGUUUGCCUAACACCUCAAAGUCCCGCCUUCGGGCCUGCAGCCAUUGGCUCAACGUCUCAGUUGGGGAAUUUUAAUUGGAUGCUGAGCUGACGUUUAAAAAAAUCCGGAACUAAUACUGCGUCUGUAAACAAACGCUGCAUGUCCUUUGGAGAAACGACAUGCCGACCUCCCCCGUAAAGACGCGGAUUCCACUUACGAGUUUGGGUCAUCUUAUUAGCGAAGUCAAGCGACAGCUCUUCGGGAUUGAUCCACCAAUGCCAACAGAACUGACAGGAUGGAGGAAGCACUUUAACAGCUACACAUUACAAGGACGCAGAAAUUUUGUUCUUGCCACAUAUGGUGUUCUUGCACUCACAGCUGCCGUCUACAUGAUGAGACACAGCAGGAAGGAAGAACAUGAAACAACAUCUGCCUCCUCCAUAAACUACAAAUGGAAAGUUAAGGGAGGUUAAGAAUACAAGAAAUUAUUCAUGAUCACUACACGAGUGGACCUUGGUUAAUGAAGCUCACUGGCCAGAUGUUUUCCUCUUCUAUCAUGCACACAGGUUGUCAUUUAACAUAAAAAUAAAUAAAAUCACAAUAAACUGUAGACCAAUGAAGUCCCGCUUACGUCACCAAGAGAAAAGUCUGUUGCUUGUGAAUAAUACAUCCGUGCCUGGAUGUAUGGUUCUCAAUAAAACCCAUAACAUUGCAUGUGAAUCUAGAUAAAGUGAAUGUCAAUAAUGUUUUAAUAGCCUUGCUGUACUGUUUCGUUUAUUAGGUGUUGAUCUGCCAGUAGAGUGCAGUGCAAGCUUAUCGUCAUGUGUGUUUCUUGGAAGCCGUUUGCUUUAUGUGUUUUAAAGGCAAAUCGUGUGGUUACUUCAACAGCUGUUGGUUUUAGGUUAGUGAAACUAGCAUGCCAGAAAGGGAUGUUUUCCUGUAAAGUGAAAUGCUCAGAAACUAUUUCAGAAAUAACAGCGCUCUUGUAAUGUGUUUUUUUCCCCCCUGCUUUUUGUUUCAGGAUGAACAUGUCAUUUAAUUGUGAUCAGGUGUCAUUUUGAAAGUCAGUCUUCCUUUAAGUGUAGUUGCUGUGAGGUCUACAAUAUUCCAUUAUUAUGCUAAUAAACACAUGAAUGAGGUACUACCCAUUUUCUGUAGUAAAAUAUGUUUCUGCCGUAUGUUUUACCAAACAGUUAUGUCAUCUACGUAUCUCUGACUUUUCAAAUACUUUCGCCUCGGUGUGAUGCAUCUACACCUGAAUCAACUGAAGUGAAACUGAAAUGAAAAAUCUGUGUGCACCUUUGGUGGGAUGUGGUAAACCUUUUUCUUUCCCCCCCUUAAAGACAGAGCGGUAUCCUACUCAGCUGUAGUAAAUAUUCUUUAGGUGAAUGUGCAAGCAGUUGCAUUAGAGCUGUGGUCUUUUUGGUUUUUGUGGCUCAUCUCGUCAUCCUAAAGGUCCAUUCAGUCCUUUGGGUGAAAAUUCAUCUUUGGAUUCAUCUGCAGUGCAAGGCGCCGCAGAAUCGUUCAUCUAUGUCGUAGGACCAUGGAGGAAUGGUAUGAGUGUGCCCUGAUUCAGAAUGGUCCAGCAUAAUGACACUGACCAUGCAGUCGCGCCACAGAGCCCAUCCAAGCUGGCCGAGUCCCCUAAACCCUGUGCUGUCCUACCAACACACUUCCACCCCUUUCGGGACCAGCGGGAAUGUGACCUCAUCACCCAGGCGGUGGAUUACUUGAAGCACAGUGGAUUUUACUGGGGCCCCUUGGAAGUAGACGAAGCUCACUUUCGACUUGCCAGACUUCCUCUUGGGACAUUUCUGAUCCGGGACAGCAUGCAGGCAAACGUUUUCUUCACUCUCAGCUAUCGGGCCCCCGAGGGCCCGACCAGCGUGAGGGUGCUCCUGAAGGACGGAGGAUUCAGUUUAGCGGGAAGCAAAAAUACAUUCUCUUGCCUUUUUGGCUUGCUAGAAUACUAUAUUGCGUCCCCCAAAAAGAGCCUGAGCAUGCCGUAUCGCGGAGAAGCGCCGCAGAGCCUGCAAGAACUGUCGAGGAGAGCCGUGGUGCGGAGUUUGGGGAAAGAUAGUAUUCAACAUCUCCCCGUGAGCAAGAAACUGAAAGAAUUUCUGUGGUUGUACCCUUUUAGUAUAUGAACGUGCGUCGUUCGCGUGUAGAUGUUACAGACGUUGCAGCUCUUCGACAAAGUACGAUUUAUUGGAACAGCUAUCCCAAAGUGCAUUUCAUUUGGCGGGGUCACAUUAGAGGAAAUUCUGCAAAAUUUCACGGGGCGAGAAAAAUAGCGUGUGGAGA
Messenger RNA from Puntigrus tetrazona (Sumatra barb), 2408 nucleotides. It is a transcript of the gene socs1b, whose product is annotated as suppressor of cytokine signaling 1b. Gene Ontology annotation, biological process: phosphatidylinositol phosphate biosynthetic process; intracellular signal transduction. Bases 1682 to 2251 code for a protein of 189 amino acids. Gene Ontology annotation, molecular function: 1-phosphatidylinositol-3-kinase regulator activity. NCBI's taxonomy places the organism in Eukaryota, Metazoa, Chordata, Actinopteri, Cypriniformes, Cyprinidae. The transcript is spliced from 5 exons. The record is from RefSeq and is a predicted model, not a curated record. Gene Ontology annotation, cellular component: phosphatidylinositol 3-kinase complex.